This is a messenger RNA of Branchiostoma belcheri (Belcher's lancelet), 2568 nucleotides long. RefSeq names its product serine/threonine-protein kinase GIN4-like. The coding region runs from base 1 to 2439 and encodes 812 amino acids. Gene Ontology annotation, cellular component: chromosome passenger complex; spindle pole centrosome; spindle microtubule. Lineage: Eukaryota; Metazoa; Chordata; Leptocardii; Amphioxiformes; Branchiostomatidae. Gene Ontology annotation, biological process: mitotic spindle organization; protein phosphorylation; regulation of cytokinesis. Gene Ontology annotation, molecular function: ATP binding; protein kinase activity. The transcript has 6 exons. The record is from RefSeq and is a predicted model, not a curated record.
AUGGAGCCGGGUACGUAUACAGACCCGGAGCAGUGGGAGUGUGAGCGGCACGGCUACCUCCUGCAAGAGGCACUGGGGACGGGCUCGUUCGGCGUGGUCCGGCUGGCCAUGGCACAAGACGAGGCGACGAAAGACAACCACAGACUGGCACAGGACGUCAGACUCAGGGGACACGGCAUGGUAGCGAUAAAGAUCCUCCAUAAGAAAGCCCUCUGGAGGAAGGAAAAAGACAAGGAUUUUGUCCAGAAGGCCCUCAAGCGGGAAGUCAACAUACUGCAGCAACUUGACCACCAACAUGUAAUCUACCUGUACCAGUGUUUUGAGACGCCCGAGCGGAAGUACCUGGUGUUUGAGUACGCCCAGGAGGGCCAGCUCAGCGUGUUCGUGCAGCGGAGCCGGGUGGGGAGGGGCAUCGGCCUGCCGGAGUACGUGGCCUGCCGCUUCACCAAGCAGCUUGUGGAGGGGCUGAAGUACGUGCACGGCUGCGGCAUCGUGCACAGAGAUAUUAAAGACGAGAACAUUCUACUGGAUAGAAAAUUCAACGUCAAGAUUUCAGACUUCGGUUUUGCCACGGAACUGACGAAGGGGUACAUGAGAGAUGCCGGACCAAUGAAACGCCUGGAAACGUACUGUGGCUCACUGGAGUACAUGGCUCCCGAAAUACUUCGCGCCGAGCCGUACAGCGAUGCUAAGUACCUAGCCAGGACAAUCCUACAAGUAGACAUGAAAAGGCGGCCCAGUCUGAAGCGUAUCCUCGCACACCCCUGGCUGCGGAGGCCCCACGCGUGGUCUGCCGUUGUUCUAGACAUUGUGGAGAAGUUCAAAGACCACUACCAGAACUUGGGAAGUGACAAGUCCUCCAACUGCAAUGCCGAGAAUAUCCGCCAGGUGGAUGACAAAGUCGAGUCGUCUGAAGAAGAGGGAAGUAGCGACGCGGGCAGUUUCUCUCUACGGGAAGUACCCGGUUUGGACUCGGACCUGGAUGGACGGAAGGCGCCCUCACCGUUACACACGACUCCUGAGGGGCUCAGCCAGGAUGAACCCUACGGAGAACCAGCGGACACAACUGCAGACGGCAGACGACCGAGAAGGCGGCGAAAACGUAUCAGCUUGGACAAGACGUCAAAAGGAAGAGUUCCAGAAGAGCUCGAGAUAGCUUACAUCGAGAACCAACAGCCGAAGAAAGAGGAUGACAGCAAAAUGGAAUCUCCUGGUCGAAAACAGAGGCAACGUGCAAAGCGUAACGCCAAGCAAAACGGAAGGGAUCCCAAAACAGAAAAAGAGGAAGAUGCCAAAGCUACAGUUACUGACAGAAAAGCCCCAGAGAAAGAGUUCGGCAAACAAAGGAAGGCAUCUGACGAUGGGACUAAGGAGAAUAUAAAAAUGGCGCCAUCCAGGGGAGGACAAGGAAACCACGUAUCAGCUGAGAACAGAAAGAGCGCGAAAAAACGAGCAUCACGUGGGCGACAGAAAAAAGAACUGACAGAAAAACACACAAAUGAAGAACCCUCUCACGUGACGAUCAAGGGCAAGGAACGAGGCACUGCUUUAAGGAAGACAAAACGCUCACUUGAAGAUGAAAAUGAGUUUCAGACAAAAGAAGCCCCGGUCCGCACUGCCGUCGAAAGCGUCCAAGAUGAUUAUGAGUACAGCGACGACUUCGAAGAAGAUUCUGAAGAAAUUGAAGAUCAGAAACACAAUAAAAUCCAGGGGCGCAAGAAAUCUGUUCCAGAAAGGCGCAAAGUGCAUCCCCAAGUCAGGGCUUUGCAGAAAAACCGUGCGGUAAAAACAGCCCUUUCUUCACAGAGAGACAGUUUCAAGCCAACAAAAGGACGACAGUAUUCAUCCGCAAAGGCGCGGGUCCACCGAGGGGUAGAUCUAGAGAGUCACCACGCCUCACCAUGGUACGCCAAGCGGCAAGAUUCGUCCCCAGAAACCCUUUCCCCGCCCCCGGAGGAGUUGCUACCCGCUGCGGACGGAGACAUAGAAGAUCUUGGAUCCGAUGCGUCGUCCUUCGACCUUGAAAAGGAGGCUGCAGUUCCGUUAGAGGUGGAUAGAGGGAGCGCCCAUCGCGUCCGGACUGGGCCGAAACACUCAUGCAAGAGGGGAACGCGCUUGACAGGGAAGAGAAGCGAGGGUGCCGUCGGUAGGAGGAAUAUCCAAACACGAAAGGCGAGAAAGAAGCUCGGCAGCCAGAGAGGGAAUUGCGUGGAGAGGGUGGAAGUAGGCGGUCUGCUGCCACCGAUAGACGUCAACUGGAAGGCGGGGCAGCUAGUCGGCCAGCUCCCGUCCGCGGACACCAAACCCGCCGGUGAUGUCCAACGGUCACAGCACACGCCUCAUCCCAAAACUGGAAGGAUCCAACGAAGGAGGAAGCGCUCUGGUAACCUCCGUCAUUCCCCGAAAGGAGACAGAAACCAACCAAGUGCAUGGCUGUAGAUGGUCCAAACAAUAAACUGCAUUGAGAAACGUGCAUUCAUUAUACAUGUGCAUAUUACAAAAUGUCGUAUGUAUCAAAACCCUGCGUGGGAAAAUGUCAACACACACAACGAACUCAGUUUAGACUGA